Molecule: messenger RNA, 1914 nt
Organism: Peniophora sp. CBMAI 1063
Lineage: Eukaryota; Fungi; Basidiomycota; Agaricomycetes; Russulales; Peniophoraceae
Source: the annotation of a GenBank genome assembly
AUGGUCGACGAUGCUAUCGGGACUGAAUCGAGAGGUUUUGGAGCGCCACACUCGCGACCGCCGCAUCCACUUCGGGCUCUCUUAGACCGGCGUUUCAGAGAACACGACACGGACCACACGCUGGCUGUUGGAUCAUCUACGCAGAGAGCUGAACUUCGCGCUUCGCUCGAGUCCGACUUGCAGCAGCUUCUGGAGGUCUCUCAGCUUUACAAACGAGCUAUAAUCGCCAGCGCACCCAUAUCUCGCCUUCCUCCCGAAGUCCUAUCUUCCAUUUUCGAACGCUUGGCUUGGAUAUACCCUCCGGUAACUCCGCUGAACGCGAUCGAGGGCGCAGAUGCCUUAGAAAAGCCUGAGGCGGAGGAACCUCUCUACGUAUACCCCAGCUGGGGACGGAGGGGCUCACUUGGAUGGAUCAAAUGCUCGCACGUUUGUCGAUCCUGGAGGUCGAUCCUGCUCGACAUGAGGAGUCUUUGGGCAAAGGUUGUUGGCAUCCUGCCAGCCGCGAUCCCAGAAACGCUCGAACGUGCAGGGAACCGACCCUUACAUUUGACGCUACGCGAGACCUUGGAAAGGCGGAUUCCCUAUAUCCCAUGGACUAGCCUGGACAGUGUUGAAACUAUCCGGUCCAUACACAUUGUCUUCACGCUGUCUGCGGAUGACACAGACAAGUACGUUGAGCUGACCUAUCUCCUGCAUCACACGACCCAUCCUAUACUUGAAGAAGUAGACAUUUUCGGGAACAUGGCAAUACACACAGAGUCAUUCCACAGAGACCUUGCCGCUUCGCUAGACGCCCCGAUGCUACGGACCUUGCGCUUGAACAACUUCUUCACGUUCUUCCGCUCAUGUCCCCUCACUACUCUAUCGCUCGCUUUCAAUGAGUAUCACGAUGAAGCGGAACCCGAGAUGCCUCUGCGUACUCUCCUCAAGGUGCUCCGUCGCGUGAGGGACACUCUAGAAGAUCUCGAACUCCGCGACUGUUUCUCGCGAGCAAGUGUCGACGUAUCCCGAGCGGCCGGACUUGCACCCAUCGUCAUGCCUCGACUCCGGCGCAUGAGGCUCGUGGGACGAACGCCUGAUUUGGACGCUCUGCUCAACUGCCUCGAAACCCCAUCGGGAUGCGCGACCUACUACCGUGCCGUCGACAAAGACACGGACGAAAUGGACUUGCACUCGUGGACAUUCGACUUGUUACGCCGCACGCUUGCUGAUAUGAAAGACACUCUCCCUGAGGGCCACAUCGCCGGCAUCCGUCUCCAACAUGCUUGGGACGCAGACGAGGACCUCGACAUCCACUCUUGGCGUGGACCUUACGCGGACUUCUGGUACACACCCACUGCGGAUGUGCACCGUUACUCUACCCUGGAAUGCUAUCAGAGGUUCAGAUGGUACUCGCCAAACCUCAACCUAUUCCCCUUGACGCGGACGCUCUUCGACCCUGCUGGACCAAGUCAAGGGCGAGUUCUAUCUGAAGUUCACAUCCUACGCAUCACGCAUCGCCCGUCCUUCUACAUGAGCGACUUCGAGCUCAUGUGCGUCUCGCGGCAGUUGCCCAACGUCCGUGUCAUCAUCAUGGACGCGCCGUGCAUCAUGAUCUUCCUCAACACCGUCGGAGGUUGGCGUGGGAUGCCCACUGAAGCCGCGCUCGGAGAAGACGCGGCACCAGUGUUGCUCUUUCCCGGCCUCGAGUCCGUCUGGAUGACGAAGGGAGCAUUUGAAUACGAUCCCAUCUCAUGCGAGCGCCUUGUCGCGCUCGUGCGCGAACGAGUCUCGCGGGCCGAUGGUGCACAGGGCGGCGCUCCUCUGCUCCGGCGCGUAGUUGUCGAUGCCGAUGUGGCUUUGGCUGAUCCCGAGAAGGAGAAAUGGGCAGUUGAACAGCUGGGUGCCAUGGUGGAUCUGCAGUGGAUGGCUUAG